AUGGAAGUUUCUGGAAUUCCAUUCCUCUCACGCAAUUUCUCUCUCACUACACCAGUCGGAGUCAUUAACAUGUUAACCAACCUUGCCAAAGGAUGCAUCCUCCACAUCUGCCCGGAUAAACUGAACUUCAUUCUUUUGGGGAGCCCAGAAAGUGGAGGGGCAAGCUUGUGGUGUGAGCUUCCACAGGAGAAUUUUUUCAGCACAUUUCAAAUGCAAGGCAUCUCUGCAGAGUAUAAUGAGAUAUAUUUACAAGUACAAUUGGAAAACAUAACUCGAGUGGUGAACACUCCCCACAGUACUGAAACCUUGAGAAUCAAGUUCAUUAAUAAAUACUCUGGGAUCCUCAAGUUCUGUAUAAAGCAGUUACCUGAAUCAAACAGGAGUCGCACAAUGACAUAUUACUUCCCCAUAGUGGUUAUCCCUACAAAUUUUUGGAUUGAACUACAAGAACCCAUAGUUCCAGACUUGGAUGUUAGCAUUUAUUUACCAGUCUUGAAGACUCUGAAGAAUUUUGUGGAAAAAAUGAAACACAUCAAUAAUCACAUUAUUAUUGAAGCAAACCAAAAUGGAGAAUUGAACCUGAAGAUGGAAAAUGAAUUAGUAAGUGUAACCACUUAUUUUCAAGAUCUUGGAAAUCCUCCUUUAGCUCUUGAAAAUGAUUCUCAAGACAGACACCUAGAAGAGAUGGCUGAGAUGCACAUAAAUAUCUAUCAGCUACUCCAUUUCCUUGGAGGAGUGCAAGAUAAUCCUACAAAGGCCAUAUUCAACAUGGUGAGGAACAGAAUUUCUUAUUUUGAAUUCCUUUAUGAAAUUUUCUCUGUCAAGUAUUUCAUCCCGGCCUUACACUAA
Molecule: messenger RNA, 849 nt
Organism: Dipodomys ordii (Ord's kangaroo rat)
Lineage: Eukaryota; Metazoa; Chordata; Mammalia; Rodentia; Heteromyidae
Product: checkpoint protein HUS1-like
Exons: 8
Coding region: 1-849 (282 amino acids)
Biological process (GO): telomere maintenance; nucleotide-excision repair; meiotic DNA integrity checkpoint signaling
Cellular component (GO): site of double-strand break; nucleolus; checkpoint clamp complex
Source: RefSeq, a predicted model, not a curated record